UUCUUCGGCGGCGAGGGCUGCGAAGGCUCUGACACGCGGGUCUCCGACGACGAGGACUGCGAGGGCGGCGGCAACCAGAGCCACGGCGGCGAGGGCCGCGAGGGCGACGGCAACCAGAGCUCCUGCGGCGAGGUCCGCGAGAGCACCGACACGUGGAGUGUCGGCGACGAGGACUGCGAGGGCUUGGGCGACCAGGGCUACGGCGGCGAGGGCCACUUGUGUUUCUGCAACCGGAGCUUCGGCGAGGACUCGGGGGUCCCCGAUGGGCAGAGCGGCGGCGAGGGCUGCGAGGGCGACGCCAACCAGACCUACGGCGGCAAGGGCUGCGAGGGCGACGGCGCACGGAGCUGUGGCGAGAAGGACACCGAGAGCUUCGGCGAGAACCUCGAGGGCUACGGCGGCGAGGACGGCGAGGGCUUCGCGCAGAGCCUCGGCGAGGGCCGCGAGGGAGUCGACGAGGUCUGCGAAGCGAAGGCGGCCCAGGGCAAUGACCUGAAGGUCGGGGUGCCAGCCAGACCCGAGUCCGAGGAAAAGGCAGGCGGCUCCGCUUCAAGGCCUUCCACGGAGGAGAUCCAGCAGAUGUUCAGGUCCUGCAAUUGGGGAGCCCUGGCUGGGGCC
Prorocentrum cordatum is the source of this 618-nucleotide messenger RNA. Lineage: Eukaryota; Dinophyceae; Prorocentrales; Prorocentraceae. The record is from the annotation of a GenBank genome assembly.